GGUCCGUUCCAUCAUUCCAUCAUAAGUUGUCGUUAGUCUGGCCCGACCGGCCCUGACUGAUCCCUUUGGUGACGUUUGGUAACAGGUUCGGUUCAGGACACUCCGUUCGUUCGUUCGUUCGUUUCACCAUGAUGCUGAAGCUCGUUGCAGUACUGCUGACGGUGUUGAGUGUGAUCGCAGCCCAGAAGCAUCAUCAGCAGCAACAGCAACAGCAUCAUCAGCAACAGCAUCACCAACAGCCACAGCAACAGCAGCAACAACCGACGACCGAUCCACGGUACAAGCAGAUCCCGAUCGUCAACGUGGAGAACGUGCUGGAGGUCGACGGCAAGUUCCGCUACAGCUACGAGGGUGGUGAUGGUACGCGGGCCGCCCAGGAUGGUCAGCAGAUCGUGGUGAACAACCAAGUCGGCACCGCCUCCCAGGGCCAGUACACGUACCAGGGAGACGACGGUAAGACCUACUCGGUGACGUACAUUGCGGACGAAAAUGGAUACCGACCGAUCGGGGAUCAUCUGCCAACGCCACCACCAGUGCCGGCAGCCAUUGCCCGCGCCCUUGCCCAUCUCGCAACGCUGCCACCGAAGAUCGAGAACGGUCGGAAGUUCUAAAUCCCGGGGGUCAGACCUCAAACCUAACCGAAACCUUGCGUUUGAAGUAAAUAAACCGUUCCCCGUUCCUUUUCACCACCCA
Anopheles darlingi is the source of this 693-nucleotide messenger RNA. RefSeq names its product endocuticle structural glycoprotein SgAbd-3-like. The record is from RefSeq and is a predicted model, not a curated record. Gene Ontology annotation, cellular component: chitin-based extracellular matrix. NCBI's taxonomy places the organism in Eukaryota, Metazoa, Arthropoda, Insecta, Diptera, Culicidae. Bases 129 to 611 code for a protein of 160 amino acids. The transcript has 2 exons. Gene Ontology annotation, molecular function: structural constituent of chitin-based larval cuticle.